GGCUGGAGAAAUGUGGGGGGUGGGCUUCUCCUUGGCCCUGGCCGCCUUCCUACAGGUGGAGCUGGGGAUCGCCGCAGCAGAGAGUGGGGUCAGCCAGCCACCACAGUCAGAUCCCCCCUUUGCCUGGGACGAGACCCUCCCCGAAAUGAUGGUCAACUGGACCAAUGAUGCACCAGAGCCGGCACCCCCGGCCUGUCAUGGAGGGGAGGACUGCCCCCCCUGGAGCUCCUGCGAGGAGGACCACGUGGGACGCCAAAUUUGCCGCUGUGGGCUGGGCUAUCAUCUCCACCCCGUGUUUGGCUGUGUGCCAGUCAAAGUCUUCGCUGCCCAGUUGACGGUCUGUAACCUGGAGCCCCCAGAGUCAUCCUCCUUGCUGGUCGCCCGCCAGGUUCAGCGCUUGUUCCAGUGCCUCCUGGGCCAUUUGGACGGGUACCUGGACUCCCUGAUUCAUGCACUGAACCGGUCUGGCCAAGAGGUGACCAUCCUGCACCACUUUUCUGCUUGGGGUCCGGUUACAAGCCACAAGGUGGACAUGGCUGUGGACGCCUUCCGAGUGCAGUGUCACAGCAGCCUGCAGGGCACUCCGUUUUGCGACCAUGAAGGCGCCUACAAGGCCUUGAACCUCUGCCAGUUGAACGUCUGCGACCCCUUCUCGACCACCUGCUCCUCCCCAGAUGGCCUGGUCGGCUGCACCUGCCAUCCAGGCUUUUUCCGGGCACACGCCAUGGACCGCACAUGCACAGCUUGUGAGAGUGGAUUUUGGCUGCAGAACGGCACCUGCAUCAGGUGUCCCUUUGGCUUUGGAGGUGCUGCCUGCCAGGAGCCUCUCCUCCUGGCCCUGGUGGGGGUCUCCUGCUUUGCGGGUCUCCUGCUGUGGCUGCUGCUGGCACUGCUGCUCUUCCGAAGAGCUCCCCCUGCCCAGGAGACCCUUGUGGCCCUGCCACUCCCUCUCCGCUCGAGGGUCUUGAGCCUCCCUCGUGUGCAGCCGCCGGGGUCCAUGCCAGAGCUGGAAGACUGCCCCCCUUUUGUCCUUGACCCAGAGAGCUGGCUGAGCAGGACCACUUCUGAGGCGCUGGAAGGGCCUUCAAUCAAUCAGAAUAGAGUUGGAAGGGACCUCGGAGGUUGUCUAGUCCAACCCCCUGCUCAAGCAGGAGAGCUUUACAAUAUAACAGAAGGACAGAGUUGGAAGGGACCUUGGAGAUCUUCUAGUCCAGCCCCCUGCUCAAGGGCUGCAAGGUGGGUAUAUUACCUUCCUUUUAGACCAGGGAUGUCCAUACUUUUUAACUUUAAGACUUGUGGACUCCCCCCCCCCCCCGAAUUCCCCAGCCAGCAAUUUUGUUCACUUUGCUGAAAUCAAGAUAUAUUAUGUUCACUGCAUACCCACCAUCUACUAAUAAAAUUAUCCUAUAAAAUGUGAUAUAUUUUGUUCACUGCAUAUCCACCACCUGCUAAUAAAAAAGUGAUAAAAGAGUCUAUCCACAUUUGUUCUUCUUCUUGUGCUAUCCAUUUUGGUAAACCCUUGCUAACUGGGGAAUUCUGGGAGUUGAAGUUCACAGGUUUUAAAGUUGUCAAAGUUGGGAAGUCCUGCUUUAAAGCAAUCCAUUUUCUCGGCUGAAACCUUUUAUUUUUUUAACAUCUGGAAAUAGGUUGAUGUCAUUCGGACUCAAUUCAGAAUCUGGGUCAGAAAGCCAAGUACAGAAAUAAAUAUAUAUAAAAAGUC
Molecule: messenger RNA, 1720 nt
Organism: Pantherophis guttatus
Lineage: Eukaryota; Metazoa; Chordata; Lepidosauria; Squamata; Colubridae
Source: RefSeq, a predicted model, not a curated record